UCUCCCUCUCUCUCUCUCUAUUCUUGUUUUCUUGAAGAUCUGCUUUACAUGAUACGAAAUAUGGAGCUGGGAUUGAGCUUAGGAGAUUCAUCGUCCAAACCUGCAGAAGACCACCACAAUCAUCAUCGUCCUCGUACCGUCAGUUCUAAGAAAGAUGGUCUGAAUUUCUGCAUGGCUUUGGGCAUCUUAUCAUCGGCCGACAUUGAAGAACGGCCUGGAAAUGCUCGAAAGCCGCCUAAGCAAAACGAUUCCGACGAUCAUAUCUCCAACGACAACGACGAUCAGACUGCGUCGGAGGAAGAAGAAGAAGAAGGGGGCCAUUGUAGAGCUUUAGUGCCGAUAAGAGGUUCUCUUCAGCUCGAUCUUCUCCCUCUCGCUCCUGUUCCUGUUUCUCGCCAUCAUCCCUUUCCUUGGUCUUCUGAUAAUGGGAGUUCAGAGAAUGGGUCGUCGGGGAAUAUGGAGCUGCAGACGACGGCGAGGGGAUUCAACGUCAGCAGGUUGCCUAAGACGGCGACGGAGGAGGUGUCGUCUUCGUUCUGUAUGGAGUCUAGCAUUUUCAAACGCGGUGGGAGUGGUAUGCUAUCAAUCUGUGAAGCCGCCGGAGAGGCGGCGGAGAGGGCGUCUUCUAGAGCCGCCAGCGAUGAGGACGAGAAUAACGGCGGCGUUAAUAAUGCUAGGAAAAAGCUCAGGCUUUCCAAACAGCAGUCGGCUUUUCUUGAAGAAAGCUUCAAAGAAAACCACACUCUCAACCCGAAACAGAAACUUGCACUUGCUAAACAACUAAACCUUCGACCACGUCAAGUUGAAGUCUGGUUUCAAAACCGAAGAGCCAGGACGAAGUUGAAGCAAACAGAGAUUGAUUGUGAUUACCUGAAGAGAUGUUGUGAGACACUAACGGAAGAGAAUAGAAGACUUCACAAGGAAUUGCAAGAGCUAAGAGCUUUAAAGACUUCUAAUCCAUUUUACUCGAAUCUCCCAGCCACCACUCUUACCAUGUGUCCGUCUUGUGAAAGGGUGGCGACGACCACCACCACCACCGCCACUGUGACCACUGCUAUUGCAACAAUUUCCGAUUCCUACCCCACUGCCACGGCUACAGUUGCCACUGCUACCAAUCCCGAGUCUAUCCCCAAAGCCAUUCCAUUUCUUACUAGGGCAGGAAGUUUCCCAUUCACGACUAGCCAUAAUCAUGCACCUUCAUGAAUAUAUGGAUAAAAUAUCGGUCACAAGAAGGUAAAUCGUGAAAUAAAGAGUUCAAAAUUGAAUUCGUGAGCUCAAAAAUUUAUGUUUAUUAUAGACUUGCGGUUUACCACUACCCGAAAA
This is a messenger RNA of Ipomoea triloba (trilobed morning glory), 1323 nucleotides long. RefSeq names its product homeobox-leucine zipper protein HOX11-like. Gene Ontology annotation, biological process: regulation of DNA-templated transcription. Gene Ontology annotation, molecular function: DNA-binding transcription factor activity, RNA polymerase II-specific; sequence-specific DNA binding. The coding region runs from base 49 to 1203 and encodes 384 amino acids. The record is from RefSeq and is a predicted model, not a curated record. Lineage: Eukaryota; Viridiplantae; Streptophyta; Magnoliopsida; Solanales; Convolvulaceae. The transcript has 4 exons.